Molecule: messenger RNA, 1254 nt
Organism: Symbiodinium natans
Lineage: Eukaryota; Dinophyceae; Suessiales; Symbiodiniaceae
Source: the annotation of a GenBank genome assembly
AUGGCUGCAGCUUCACCCUACGCCAUCGCCCACUAUCAUGCUCUGCGAAAGGCAAAGUUCCUCUCGCGACAUGUGCUGCAGGGCAUCAAUGAUGCCGAAAAAGCCAUUGUAGCCGAUGCCGACAAAGGCAGAGCGGCUGAGGCGUCGGAACGCGAGGUGCAAGCUGCAGCACUGAAAGUAAGAGCUGACACAUGCAUGGAAGUCGUCAAGAUGUGUGAGAAGUGCAACGUCCAGGUGGAUGAUAUGCUCCGGCAGAUCGGCCAGUGUCUUCGACGACUGCAGCAUGCCAGAUAUGCUCAGUUUGCAGAUCUCAAGGUCUGCCACCAGCGUCUAUAUUUGCGAUCAGAUGCUCCUCCCGAGGAGAUGGCAGGUGAUGCUGCGCAGAAGGCUUUGGAAGAUCAGCGUGUGUGCAUCAGUGAGGCGAGGAACGAGCUCCUAAACCUGGAGGGCGAAUGCCGACGAGCCUUAGAGAUGAUUGGACAGCUGAGACUCGAGCUCUCCAAGGAGGGUGCUUCUCAGCGACAUGCUUCAGAGCGCUGUCGUGCAGUAGUGGCUGUUCUUCUGUCAGUCUCUGCGGAGCCUGGUGAAGAUGUCGAUGUUCCAGAGCCGCGGAAUGCGGAGCUGGGGCAGCGUGCGGAAAUGCUACUUGCCGCUGCAGCCGAGCUUGCCACUCGCUGCGGUGUAGCUGUGCAGACCACAGAGGAGCGGUGCCGGCGAGCUAGACAGCGGUCAGAGCUACUUCUUGAGCGAAGGCUCAUGGACACCGAAAAGGCCGCGAAGCAGUUGCGAGAACAAGCUUCGGAGGUGGACAUCACCAUAGCAGUGGCAGAGAGAUCUUUGGCAAGGAGUGCGAAGCGCUGUAUCGGCAAAGAGAAUCUGGCCAAGGUGGCAAGGAUCGAUGACACAAGGAGUGCGUUGGAAAACCUGCGGCAGACACGGCAGGCUCUAAAAAUGCACAUUCAGAACAAGUUUAAGAUGCAGAACAUCGACGCGUCUUGUCGAAAGGUCACCUCCCAGUCGGCCAGCUCCGUGGAGACCCGCCCCGCGUCCGCCUGCCAGCGGUCCAUGUCCGCAGGCGCAGGUCCGAGGAGACCAGUGGAUGAUGGCUUCGAGAAAGGAAGGGGUUUGCCCCGGCUGUCCUCUACAGACUCGGCAUGUGGCCUUGCGACGGAAGCUGACUCCAUGCCGGCUGCCACCAGGCUUAACCGCCCAAAGUCCGCGGCAACCUACAAAGUGAGAGCAGAUCAGUACUGA